CUACAGAAAUAUUAAAGGCUGUACGCUCAAUAUGCAGGCAGCUCAAAUAUAGGCCAGAUGAAGCUCUGUCAGUUCAUUAAUCAGCGUAGAAACGAAGCAAUGUGUGCUUAAUUUACGGUAUAUUGAAUGGUUAUGUAGUAUGAGAUAGAGGACCGACCGCAAGAUUUAAUACUUCAAUCCCCCAAAACUACGAGGCGCGACCAGUAUGAAAUCUGCGUUGCAACUGAUAACGCGAUGAAGACGUUCUUGCUUUCGAUUUAUGGUGUGUUUUGUUUUGUACUCUCUACAAUUGCAAUUCAAAGCGAUUCGUGCGGACAAAAGAUCUCCGGCGCUGGUUGGAAGUGGCACGUGCAACUCCUGCAUAUCCGGCAAGCACCGGCGCAAGCCUUCCAGUGCAGUGGAACCCUGCUUAAUCAGCUGUUUGUGACUACCGCAGCGCACUGUCUGUACGAUCUAAAUGGUGACCCACUUGAUAAGAGUCAACUGGAAAUACUACUAGCGGAUGGAGAAAACCGUUCCAUUAUUCGAACAUUCCAACCGGAACCAUUCGAUGUUGAAAGGUUGAGCAACGAUUUCGCCCUGCUGUUGCUUGAUCGGGCAGUGGUCUUUAACGAGUUGGUGGCGCCAAUCUGCCUACCCGAACCGUACACGGUUCUUCCGCAGAUUGUACAUACGCCAGCACUGGACGGUAAAACUCUUCCAGUCAACAGCGGAGUCACAUGUUUGCACGACGCCCAGACUUUGUUCGGGAUGAUGUACGCGGACGCCAUUUGUCUGGGACAGUUCGAAAAAACACACACAUAUCAUCGGAAUGCUGGGGGUGGGCUGUACGUUGAUCAUAAUUCCAGCUGGCACCUGGUGGGAAUUGUAAUGUAUGCUACCGGCCCUUCUAGGGUUCACAUCGCUUACAUUGGCGGAGUUCUGUUGGAAAGGCAUUUGAAUUGGACCAGGAGAGUGAUGAUGCAUUAUACCGAAAGCAUACCUUUGAGUGAAACAAAUUGUAAAACAUACGUAGGUGAUGCCAAUCUACCGUUCGAAGAGUACCAUCCAAUAGUGAAUAUUGUGGACACAGAUGAAAACAUAUCUGCACGUACCAUUUGCCACGGAACCUUGGUCAGUCCUCGGUACGUUCUAACAACAGGGCGAUGUGCAUUGAGAGCUAAAAGAAUCUUCAUACACUACGGAGGUGAGGGCAAUUUGGAUUGGUUUAGAGUGAAAGAUUUCACCUCCUCUGGACGGCUGUCGUUGAUUGCGCUAGACCACGAUGCUAGAAAACAAUCCGGAGUACUAACUUGCCUGUACUGGCGUACUACACCGACACAAUUCAACUAUACCACUCGGAUAGCGCAUACGGAUUCGUUUGUCCGUCUAGAAGGAAUACAGGUCCAAUAUCGGGUGGACGAACCUCUGAAGGUGCAGUACUAUUGUUCCCGCUAUCUCUACCAUGGUCACUUCACCAGCCCGGGUGAUGCACUGGCCGUCAAAGAAGCUGGUGAAUCAUUCUACCGAGUGGUGGGCAUUCUGGACGAUACGCUAGGAUGUGAACCGUUCGAUUAUUUCUACGAGCGACCGAAAACUGUCGAGGCCAUCAAUGUCGAGCUAUAUCUACCGUGGAUCGAAGAUACUGUAUGGGGCUGUUCAUAAACCAGGUAGACCAGACCCCCCC
Aedes albopictus (Asian tiger mosquito) is the source of this 1666-nucleotide messenger RNA. RefSeq lists its product as uncharacterized. The record is from RefSeq and is a predicted model, not a curated record. Gene Ontology annotation, molecular function: serine-type endopeptidase activity. The transcript has 5 exons. The coding region runs from base 235 to 1644 and encodes 469 amino acids. Gene Ontology annotation, biological process: proteolysis. Lineage: Eukaryota; Metazoa; Arthropoda; Insecta; Diptera; Culicidae.